AUUACACAUAGAUAGAGCUAUGGAAUUACAGCAAAGAGUAGGCUAGGCCUAUAUUAUAAUUGUAUAUUUCUGUAAGCCUAUACAAACAUUUGACUGAUAUAAGAUUGCAGUUGAAGAUGACAUCUUUACAUAAGAUAGUACCUUUUACAAGAGGAUUAAUGAAGAGUAGUACAACAGGGUAUCCAUCUUAUGUGUUAACCAGAUGUCUCAGCACUUCACAAAGCUCUAAAAACAAGGUAUACGGUAACUUGAAAGAUGAAGACAGGAUUUUCACAAACCUUUACGGACGUCAUGAUUUUCGUCUCAAGGGUGCUUUGGCAAGGGGUGACUGGUACAAGACUAAAGAAAUCCUUCUGAAGGGUCAUGAGUGGAUUAUAAACGAAGUGAAAACCUCUGGACUUAGAGGGCGUGGAGGUGCAGGAUUCCCGACUGGCUUGAAGUGGAGUUUCAUGAACAAACCUGAUGAUGGCAGGCCAAAGUACCUUGUUGUUAAUGCAGAUGAAGGGGAACCUGGAACAUGCAAAGACAGGGAGAUAAUGCGUCAUGAUCCCCAUAAGCUAAUAGAAGGUUGCCUAGUAGCUGGCAGGUCUAUGGGAGCAAGAGCAGCGUACAUAUAUAUUAGAGGAGAGUUCUACAAUGAAGGUACCAACAUGCAAGUGGCAAUUAAGGAAGCUUACGAUGCUGGGCUCAUUGGCAAGAAUGCUUGUGGUUCAGGAUAUGACUUUGAUGUGUACAUGCAUCGAGGGGCUGGAGCAUAUAUAUGUGGUGAGGAGACAGCAUUAAUUGAGAGCCUAGAAGGUAAACAAGGAAAGCCUAGAUUGAAACCGCCAUUUCCAGCUGACGUGGGAGUGUUUGGGUGUCCAACGACUGUUGCAAACGUGGAGACUGUUGCUGUCGCACCUACAAUCUGUCGUCGUGGAGCAUCGUGGUUUGUGUCAUUUGGUCGUGAGCGUAAUUCUGGCACCAAGUUAUUUAAUAUCUCGGGAAACGUAAACACUCCGUGCACCGUGGAGGAGGAGAUGUCCAUUCCUUUGAAGGAGUUAAUUGAGCGUCAUGCAGGGGGAGUUUGUGGUGGUUGGGAUAACCUUGCAGCUGUCAUCCCUGGUGGAUCUUCAACACCACUUAUACCAAAGCAUGUUUGUGAUGAUGUGAUGAUGGACUUCGAUGCACUGGUGGCAGCUCAGACUGGUCUUGGAACUGCCGCAUUGAUAGUAAUUGACAAACAAGCUGAUAUAGUUGAUUGUAUUGCUAGAUUAAUUGACUUCUACAAACACGAAAGUUGUGGACAGUGUACACCUUGUAGAGAAGGUAUGGGAUGGAUGAAACAAGUUAUGGAUAGAUUUGUUGUUGGAAAUGCAAAACCAUCAGAAAUAGACAUGCUCCAAGAACUAACGAAACAGAUUGAGGGUCAUACCAUUUGUGCUCUGGGGGAUGGUGCAGCGUGGCCUGUGCAAGGUUUGAUUCGUCACUUCAGACCAGAACUUGAAGCAAGGAUGAAAAAAUUCAAUGAAGAAAAAGCACCGGCUGCUGCCUCAGUUUAAUUGUUAAAGAACAGUCAGUAGUUAAAUUUUCUAGCCAUAAUGUAAAUAAAAAUCCUCUCAGAAAUGUAUUAGGAAGUACUACAGUGUUUGGAGUGUGGAUUAUCUUACAACUACUGUGCAAUUUCUAACGAUGUCACCAUAUUAAUUUACAGAAUUAUUGCUUUCCAUAGUAAAAUAUAGUUAAAUCUUCAUAUUUCACAUUACAUUAAACAUAAGUUAUUUUGUCACAAAAUGAAUUAUUAAAAAUUAAAGAAUUCUUGACGAACAAGAA
Molecule: messenger RNA, 1812 nt
Organism: Anneissia japonica
Lineage: Eukaryota; Metazoa; Echinodermata; Crinoidea; Comatulida; Comatulidae
Product: NADH dehydrogenase [ubiquinone] flavoprotein 1, mitochondrial-like
Exons: 12
Coding region: 117-1541 (474 amino acids)
Biological process (GO): mitochondrial electron transport, NADH to ubiquinone
Molecular function (GO): NAD binding; 4 iron, 4 sulfur cluster binding; FMN binding
Source: RefSeq, a predicted model, not a curated record